AUGGCGCAACCAUACAGCCAACAGCUGGCCCUCGAGGCACUGGAUAACAUCACCAAAGAUCUGAGAGCGAAAGCCACCGACGAAACUAGGAAACAUGCCGCCCAAAGAUUACGCGAGCUCGUUGCAAGCACCUGCCGAGAUCAACCAAGUGAUACCUUCACAGUUUUCUACAAUCAAGUCAACAGCAAGAUCACUAGUCUUGUCCACAGCAACAUAUCCGCCGACCGCCUCGGUGGUGUUUAUGCCAUGGACGCAUUAGCUGACUUUGACGGCGUAGAUGUCACACUCAAGUAUACGCGGUUUACUAACAACCUGAAAGGUAUCCUGCGAGGACAGGACAUAUUACCCAUGCAGCCAGCAGCCGUAGCACUCGGAAAGCUUUGUAGACCAGGUGGCUCCCUCAUCUCGGAGUUGGUCGAAUCUGAAGUUAAGACUUCGUUGGAGUGGCUUCAGUCAGAACGUGUCGAGGAGAAGAGAUAUAGUGCUGUUCUUGUCCUGCGCGAGCUCGCUCGAAAUGCCCCUACCCUCAUGUACUCCUAUGUCAGUCUCAUUUUCGACCUCAUCUGGGUUGGCCUCCGAGACUCAAGGCAGCUCAUCCGCGUCACGUCCGGCGAGACAGUUAGCGCCUGCUUCCGCAUCAUUCGCGAGCGAGACCAAGAGAUGAAGCAGGCGUGGAUGACCAAGAUGUACACCGAGCUCAUUGUCGGGCUUCGGAUCAACACGGUCGAGUCCAUUCAUGGUUCGCUCCUUGUGCUCAAGGAGCUCUUGGAGCAGGGCGGCAUGUUCAUGCAGGAGCACUACGGGGAUGCCUGCGAGAUCGUCUUUCGACACAAGGACCAUAAAGACCCCAUCAUCAGAAAGACUGUCGUCCUUCUCAUCCCCAACCUGGCCAACUAUGCUCCCGCCGAGUUCGCACACUCCUAUCUACACAAGUUCAUGCUCUAUCUAUCCGGCAUGCUGAAGAAAGCAAAGGAGCGCAACGAUGCUUUCUUGGCUAUCGGAAACAUUGCGAAUUCCGUUAAGAGCGCUAUCGCUCCCUAUCUGGAUGGUGUCCUGAUAUACGUUAGAGAAGGUCUCAGUAUCCAAUCCAGACGACAGGGAUCUGUAGACCCGGUCUUCGACUGUAUCAGCAGGCUGGCAGUUGCUGUGGGCCAAACCCUCAGCAAAUACAUGGAGGCUCUGCUGGAUCCCAUCUUCGCUUGCGAGCUCACGCCCAAGCUCACACAAGCUUUGGUAGACAUGGCCUUCUACAUUCCUCCAGUCAAGGCAACCAUUCAAGAGAGACUACUCGACAUGCUUAGCAAAGUCCUUUGCGGCGAGCCUUUCAAGCCCCUCGGUGCGCCUACGCCAAACACACUCUCGUCAGUCCCCAUCAUCCCCAAGGACACCAAGGAUCCGCACGCCUAUGAGCAUCGCAAGGCCGAAAUCAAACUUGCUCUCAACACUCUUGGUAGCUUUGACUUUUCGGGCCAUGUUCUCAACGAGUUCGUCCGUGAUGUCGCUAUCAAAUACGUCGAAGACGACGACCCCCAAAUUCGAGAAGCUGCAGCACUUACCUGCUGCCAGCUAUACGUCCGCGACCCCAUUGUCAAUCAGACUAGUUAUCAUGCAUUACAAGUGGUCGGCGAUGUAAUAGAGAAACUUCUUACUGUUGGUGUGGCUGAUCCAGAGGCGGAUAUUCGACGUACUGUUCUUGCAGCACUCGACGAGCGGUUCGACCAUCAUCUCUCCAAGGCGGAGAACAUUCGAACUCUCUUCUUCGCUCUGAAUGACGAGGACUUUUCCAUUCGCGAAGUCUCCAUCUCCAUCAUUGGUCGUUUGGCUCGACACAAUCCCGCUUAUGUGAUUCCAUCACUAAGGAAGACCUUGAUUCAGAUGUUGACCGAGCUCGAGUACACCGACGUGGCACGUAACAAGGAGGAAAGCGCGAAACUCCUAAGCCUACUCGUUCAGAACGCUCAAUCAUUGAUCAAACCUUACGUCGAGCCGAUCAUGGCUGUCCUUUUGCCUAAAGCGCGAGACCCGAGCUCAGCGGUGGCGGCUACUAUCCUCAAGGCUAUUGGCGAGCUCUGCACGGUUGGUGGCGAAGCCAUGCUCAAGCACAAGGACGAACUGAUGCCGAUCAUCAUUGACGCACUUCAGGAUCAGAGUUCAACACCAAAACGUCUUGCCGCGCUACAUACUCUGGGCCAGCUCGCAAGCAACAGCGGUUACGUCAUUGACCCCUACCUUGAUUUCCCUCAGUUACUCGAGCUGUUGCAGAAUAUCAUCCGUGCUGAGCCACAACGAGGGCCUUUACGCCAAGAGACCAUCAAGCUCAUGGGUAUACUAGGCGCCCUUGAUCCAUAUAGGCAUCAACAGGUUGAGGAGAAGACACCCGACGCCGCCAAGAAUACAGAGUCGUCGCGCAUGACCGAUAUCUCACUGAUGAUGACUGGCCUCACCCCAUCCAACAAGGAAUAUUAUCCUACCGUCUCUAUCAAUGCGCUCCUGAACAUUCUGAAAGACCAGUCACUCCAGCCGCAUCACGCUAGUGUCAUCGAGGCAAUCAUGGCAAUCUUCCGAACUCUGGGUCUGGAAUGUGUUUCCUUCUUGGAUCGCAUUAUACCUGCCUUCCUUCAAGUGAUCAAGACAUCGCCCCUCAACAGAUUGGAGUCGUACUUCAACCAGCUUGCCACUCUAGUCAGCAUAGUAAGACAGCACAUCCGCAACUUCCUCCCAGAGAUUGUAGAGACCUUGCGCGAAUACUGGGGAAGAGCAUCUGGUUCUUUGCAAUCCACGAUACUGUCGCUGGUGGAGGCUAUCUCCAGAUCGCUCGAGGGAGAGUUCAAGGUUUACUUGGCAGGGCUUCUACCAAUGAUGCUUAGUGUUCUCGACAAAGAUGCAUCGACCAAGAGGAUACCGUCUGAAAAGGUCCUGCAUGCUUUCUUGGUCUUCGGUGCCAGUGCAGAGGAGUACAUGCACCUGAUCGUUCCCGUCAUUGUUCAGACAUUUGAGAAGCCUGGACAACCUACUUUCCUAAGAAAGUCAGCAAUCGAGACUAUUGGCAAGAUCUCUAGACAGGUUAACCUUAAUGACUAUGCUGCCAAGAUCAUACACCCACUUGCCCGUAUUCUAUCGACUAGUGGAGAGUCAUCCCUACGCCUGGCUGCUCUGGAUACUCUGUGUGCUCUUAUUCAACAACUUGGCAAGGACUAUCUCCAUUUUAUGGGUACUGUCAACAAAGUUCUCCAGGUCUACCCUAUCCAGCACCAAAACUACGAUCUGCUUACCAGCAAACUACAGAAGGGCGAGGUGUUGCCGCAGGAUCUUAGUUCUCAGACUGGGUUCAUCGACCAGGCGGACGAACCGUCAUUCGCCGAGAUUGGCGGUAAGAAGCUUGAGAUGAACGCUAUUCAUUUAAAGAGCGCUUGGGACACCAAGGGUAAAUCAACUAAAGAAGAUUGGCAAGAGUGGCUCCGGCGAUUCAGCACAACAUUGCUCACAGAAUCACCCAACCAUGCUCUUCGUGCUUGCGCAGUACUUGCGAGUGUCUAUCUUCCCCUGGCUCGUGAGCUCUUCAACUCUGCCUUCGUGUCUUGCUGGAGCGAGCUUUACGAACAGUUCCAAGAUGAACUCAUACAAAACAUCGAGAAUGCCAUCCGGUCCGAGAACGUUCCUCCUGAUUUGCUGGGUUUGCUUCUGAACCUGGCAGAGUUCAUGGAGCAUGACGACAAAGCUUUGCCAAUUGACAUUCGGGUGUUGGGACGGGAAGCCGCGCGUUGCCAUGCUUACGCGAAAGCUCUUCAUUACAAGGAGCUCGAGUUCUUGCAGGACCAAAGCGGACCCGCGGUAGAGGCGCUGAUCGUCAUCAACAACCAGCUCCAACAGUACGAUGCUGCUAUUGGUAUCCUGCGUAAGGCCCAACUGUACAAAGAUGGCAUUCAGCUCCGAGAGACUUGGUUCGAGAAGUUGGAGAGAUGGGAUGAGGCUCUCGCCUUUUACACCAAGAGGGAGAAAGAGGUACCGCCCGAUCAAGCCGUGCCAAUCGAUAUUGUCAUGGGUAAGAUGCGAUGUCUCCACGCUCUCGGAGAAUGGGAUUCUCUCGCCAAUAUCGCAGGAAAUGCUUGGUCAAACUCCGCUCCGGAGAUACAGCGUCGCAUAGCAGGCCUCGCCACUGCGGCAGCGUGGGGACAAGGCAAAUGGGACUCCAUGGAUAAGUACCUGCAGUCCAUGAAACACCAUUCUCCGGACCGCACCUUCUUCGGAGCAAUCCUUGCACUGCACAGGAAUCAGUUCCAAAAGGCUGCGGACUGCAUCCAACAGACUAGGGAGGGCCUCGAUACUGAAUUGAGUGCGCUCGUUAGCGAAUCCUAUAACCGAGCUUACCAGGUCGUUGUUAGAGUUCAAAUGCUUGCUGAGCUCGAAGAACUCAUCGUAUACAAACAAGCAGACAACGACAAGAAGGAUACCAUACGCCGUACAUGGGAGGCUCGCCUCAAGGGGUGUCAACGCAACGUUGAGGUAUGGCAGCGUAUGCUUAGACUGCGUAAUCUUGUCAUCACUCCCCAAGAAAACAUGAACAUGUGGAUCAAGUUCGCGAAUCUUUGCAGGAAGUCCAACAGGAUGGGCUUGGCCGAGAAAUCUCUCAAGCAACUUAUCGGCAUUGAGCAGCCGCUCGAGGCUAUUCUGCCGUACUGGGACGAGGCCGAAAAUGGACUGAUCAGACAACCUGGCAGAAUGCAGGCCAAUCAUGGCAUCCCUCCCCAGGUCAUUUAUGCCGUCUUGAAGUAUCAAUGGGAAGUUGGUCAGCAACAGCCUAUCGUGACCAGCGGUCCUUUGCUGUCGAAGACUCUUCUCUGCCUCCGCCAGUUUACUGAGGAUACCGCGUUGGCUUUCGAGAUGAACAGGACAAACAUCGCCGCCGAGAUGCCUAACAUGCAGCACGGACAAAAUCUAGACAUGCACCUCGCCAUGAACUCUCGCAAAGCUCCUCAGCACGCUCUCGAAGCUCUGAAGGAGCAGACCGAGUUGCUUGCCAAAUGCUACCUGCGUCAAGGCGAAUGGCAAAUUGCCCUAAACAAGAACGCAUGGCAGUACAACAAUGUCCAGGACAUUUUGGCGGCGUACUCACAAGCCACUAAGUAUAGCCCUCAGUCGUACAAAGCGUGGCAUGCCUGGGCUCUGGCCAACUUCGAGAUUGUUCAGGCUCUUACAGCGUCACAAACCGACCGUGCCACCCCUCGUCCUGACGCUGCUGUCAUCAUCAACCACGUUGUUCCUGCCGUUCAAGGUUUCUUCAAGUCGAUUGCGCUAUCUUCAGGUAGUUCUUUACAAGACACACUCCGACUGCUCACUCUUUGGUUCGCUCAUGGCGGCAGCAACGAAGUCAAUAGCGCCGUCGUCCAAGGUUUCGCCACAGUCAGCGUUGAUACGUGGCUCGAAGUGAUCCCACAGCUGAUUGCUAGAAUCAACCAGCGAAACGCUCGGGUGCGGCAAUCAAUUCAUAACCUACUUGCUGAUGUUGGACGUAACCAUCCCCAAGCCCUUGUUUACCCGCUUACUGUGGCCAUGAAGUCGGCACAAAGUAGCCGCCGAUCGCAGUCGGCUGCUCUCAUCAUGGACAGCAUGCGCGCACACAGUCCCAAGUUGGUUGAGCAAGCCGACAUUGUCAGCCACGAGCUAAUACGGGUUGCCGUACUGUGGCACGAGCAAUGGCACGAGGGUCUAGAAGAGGCAUCCCGUCUUUACUUCGGUGACCACAACAUCCAAGGCAUGUUUGCCACCCUAGGACCGCUUCACGACCAGCUCGAGGCAGGACCAGAGACUCUCAGAGAGGUCAGUUUCGCCCAGACGUUCGGCCGUGAUCUGGCAGAGGCCCGUGACUGGUGUCGCCAAUAUGAGCAGAGCCAGGAUGUCAACGAUCUCAACCAGGCAUGGGACCUGUACUACCAAGUCUUCCGGAGGAUCGGCCGCCAGCUUCCCCAGAUGACAUCACUUGAGCUCACCUAUUGUUCUCCCAAGCUGCAAGGUGCCAAGGAUCUUGACUUGGCGGUCCCUGGUACUUACAAGAGUGGCGCACCAGUGGUCCGCAUCAUUGGCUUUGAUUCCACCUUCAGUGUCAUCAACUCGAAGCAACGGCCGAGAAAGUUGAACAUCACCGGCAGCGACGGCACAUCAUACGCUUUCCUCCUCAAGGGCCAUGAGGAUAUCCGCCAGGACGAGCGAUGUAUGCAGUUGUUCGGUCUCUGUAACACGCUUUUGGCAAACGACUCGGAAUGUUACAAGCGUCACCUCGGCAUUCAACGCUACCCAGCAAUCCCUCUGAGCCAGAAUUCCGGUCUACUUGGCUGGGUGCCUAACAGCGAUACCCUUCACGUUCUGAUCAGGGAAUACCGAGAGAGCAGAAAGAUUCUGUUAAACAUCGAGCACCGUAUCAUGUUGCAGAUGGCACCAGAUUACGACAACCUGACUCUCAUGCAGAAGGUUGAGGUGUUCGGUUAUGCGCUUGACAACACCACCGGUCAAGAUCUGUAUCGAGUUCUCUGGCUCAAGAGCAAAUCGUCGGAAGCUUGGCUUGAGCGACGUACCAACUACACCCGAUCCUUGGGUGUCAUGAGCAUAGUGGGUUACAUCCUUGGUCUUGGAGAUCGUCACCCCAGCAACUUGAUGCUUGACCGUAUUACGGGCAAAAUCAUCCAUAUUGAUUUCGGUGAUUGCUUCGAAGUUGCGUGCAAGCGUGACAAGUAUCCUGAGCAGGUUCCUUUCCGUCUUACUCGGAUGCUUACAUACGCCAUGGAAGUUAGCAACAUUGAAGGCAGCUUCCGGAUCACUUGUGAACAUGUUAUGCGUGUACUGCGUGAGAACAAGGAGAGCGUUAUGGCCGUUCUCGAAGCUUUCAUUCACGAUCCACUCCUGACAUGGCGUCUCACUAAAACUGCGUCGCCAGCUGGGCCCAAUUUCGAGACCGACAAUAGCCAUGCCCCUCGUGCACGUCGGCCCUCUAUUCUCGACGCUGAGCACCCUCCUUCUCAGCACCUCGCCGCCCAGCAAACGACGAUGGGCAGCUCAGUUACGGCGGGCGGUCCUCCUCGAGCACGUGCUCGUACCAACUCUAGUGUGAUGCCCAAUGGCGUCGAGGGACCGAUAGAGGCCGAGGCACAGAAUGCUCGGGCCCUGGAGGUUCUAGACAGGGUUUCCCAGAAGCUUCAUGGUCGCGACUUCAAGCCUGGCGAGGAGCUCGAUGUCAACACCCAAGUCAACAAGCUAAUUAUGGAGGCAACCAGGCUGGAGAACUUGUGCCAGCACUACAUUGGUUGGUGUUCUUUCUGGUGA
Truncatella angustata is the source of this 7314-nucleotide messenger RNA. RefSeq names its product armadillo-type protein. Gene Ontology annotation, biological process: protein phosphorylation; TOR signaling; negative regulation of macroautophagy. NCBI's taxonomy places the organism in Eukaryota, Fungi, Ascomycota, Sordariomycetes, Amphisphaeriales, Sporocadaceae. The coding region runs from base 1 to 7314 and encodes 2437 amino acids. The transcript has 4 exons. Gene Ontology annotation, molecular function: protein binding; protein-containing complex binding; protein serine/threonine kinase activity. The record is from RefSeq and is a predicted model, not a curated record. Gene Ontology annotation, cellular component: TORC1 complex; nucleus; TORC2 complex.